GUUGGUGGUUCCAUGUAAUUGGGAAGGAAUUCAAGACAGAUCCGGCGGCACCUGUAUCCGUACCUGCUUCUGAAUGCUAAGUUUUCUGCAGUUGAUAGGGCGGUCGCGUGCUGCUAUUAUGUCCAACCAAUGAGCCACGUGCUCUUCGAAGCAGGAUCCAAGCUUGCUACUCACAGGAACACACACCGAGAAGUGGGGCGAGCGUCUCGUCCUCGUUUCGGCAGUCCAGUCCAUGUCGUACAUAAACAGACGACUUGGACCUUUUCUUUAUCACAAACAUUUUUUGGUCAAGUGAAGUCAUUCGCCAAUCGCUCGCACUAGGAUUACCGAUUGAGCAUCAUCUCAUCCCCUCUCAAGAACGACCAGUUUUACUUUUACUUGGCAGCGCUCCUCCUCCUUCGCUAACGGGUACACAACACUCGCUACUGGAGCUGUCAACAAUAAAACCUCGCCAAUUUCGAGCAAUUCCGACAUGUCUUCCCAACCUCUCCUUCAGACCACUCCCGGUAAGCGCAUUGCUUUGCCAACCCGCGUCGAACCCAAGGUCUUCUUCGCGAACGAACGAACUUUCCUGUCAUGGCUCAACUUCACCGUCAUCCUCGGCGCCCUCGCCAUCGGCAUGCUUAACUUCGGUGAUAGAGUCGCCUUCAUCUCUGCAUUCCUCUUCACUGGCGUCGCUAUGUUGACCAUGAUAUACGCAUUGGUGACGUACCAUUGGCGAGCCAAGUCUAUAAGAAUGAAGGGCCAGGCUGGCUUUGAUGACCGUUUUGGUCCCACCGUUCUGGCCAUCAUUCUUCUACUGGCCGUCAUUGUCAACUUUGUCCUCCGAAUCACCGACAAGUCCAAGAACAAUGGCAACUAGAGACUCACUGGACAUCACCACAGCGGUUGCAGUCAACUAAUGGAAUAUAAAGGCCGCUGAUAUGGGAAGAGGCGGGAAUGGCUCUGCGGGGAAUGGAGUCUUAGGGUGUAUUGGGCCAUUGGCGUUAGAGCCGGGACAUCACAAAUUUUCUUUACACAGUAUUGCACGAUUGUAGCGGCACAAAUAAAAGCAGAAUGUUCUAUUUACUUGCGCUGGGUAUCUUGUGAUUUGCUAUAUGACUUGCUCAACCAUAAACCAUCCCUGGAGUGGUUCAUGGAAGUAUUUUUAAAACAUAAAGGUAGACAAAACAGCCUGAACAGAGUAGAAUUAUGGGGAUUGUAUCAAACCUGCUUGGCUGUACCAGACUGGACCGUGACACCCUUCUUUAUUUUCAAUUCCUGUAUGGGCACAGUCGAAAUGAAAAUCCUCAUUGACUUCACAGAUCGUGGAGAGGGCUGAGGUAGCACUGCGCCUUCAAAUCGGCUGUGCAUAACCUCGAAAUCGUCGUUGUCGGAACCAUUGUCUUCUUGAAUGUUCUUUUCAAGGAUUGUCUCUUCAACAAUAUCUUUGCUUUUAGACUUUUCUGGUUGGUCAAAUAGCUGGUUGUACUGAUAAUAUGCUCUCCCUUCCUCAAUGACAAUCCGCUUGCAUUUUUCCACCACUGUGAUGAGCUUGCAGACAUCGGCGGUUCGCGCAUACAGCAGUGCUACUCGAGGGCGGUCGCCUUGGGUUAUUAUAUGAUUUGCGACCUGCAUGAUGCGCUUCUUGAUUUGCGUCGACGAGAUAACUGAAGCAGGUAGGAUGUCAUAUUUGGAGUUGAGUUCGGCGAUGAUGGUUUCGUGGGGAGCUAGCAGAGCUGGUAUUGGAGUCUUAGGGUCGUUAUUUCGGGGUCGCUUCGGCAAAUGGGCAUCUUUGGAGACAUUCGUAUCUGGCUUCCUUUUGCCAGAGGCAUGGUUGGAUGUUGCAGUGGGCAUCUUUGUGAGUGAAAAUGUUAAAAGAACGAGGUGGCUCUAGCGGAUAGAAAAGUUGCAGUCCGGGACUUGAGCUUUGCGGGGCACAUGCAAGUCCGUAC
This is a messenger RNA of Fusarium odoratissimum NRRL 54006, 1934 nucleotides long. RefSeq names its product vacuolar transporter chaperone 1. Lineage: Eukaryota; Fungi; Ascomycota; Sordariomycetes; Hypocreales; Nectriaceae. The transcript has 2 exons. The coding region runs from base 473 to 862 and encodes 129 amino acids. Gene Ontology annotation, cellular component: fungal-type vacuole membrane; vacuolar transporter chaperone complex. The record is from RefSeq and is a predicted model, not a curated record.